Molecule: messenger RNA, 666 nt
Organism: Pezoporus occidentalis (night parrot)
Lineage: Eukaryota; Metazoa; Chordata; Aves; Psittaciformes; Psittacidae
Source: RefSeq, a predicted model, not a curated record
UCCACAACUUCUCUGGGCAACCUGUUCCAGUGUUUUGACACCAUUACAGUGAAGAAUUUCUUCCUAACACCUAAUCUAAAUUUCCCCUCUUCCAGUUUAAAGCCAUGCCCCCCUGUCCCAUCACUACACGUCCUUGUAAAAAAAUUCCUCAUACACAUAAAUAAUCGCGUAGUUUUCUGCUGUGCUUGGCUCAGUCCUGGCUUCACCAGCUUCAAAAAUACAUUGCUUUCCCCGCUAAGAAUCAAAACUCCUAGAAUCAGUACGUUUCAAGCCCCUGAACGUCUGCUUUUGGCCGAAUUCGUUCCUUUCAAGCCCAACAAAGCCUCUAUUUGUGAUUCCCAUUCCCAUCACACUUCCAUCUGCAUAAUCACAACCCUGGCACCACCAGGCUCUAAUUACGCGGCUCACGGGAGGAGCAGCGCCCUGGGCCAGCUCCAGCGCGCAGGCGGGGUCCGGGGACGGCACCUUUGUUUAAUGACGGGGGUUGAGCCGGUCCCGGGGGUGCCCGCGGAGCUCCCUAGGGAGGCGGCCCCGCCGUCCUUCCCCCGGGCCGAUGGCGAGGGAGCCGGGCGCCUCUUUGUUCCCGCCGCGUGCGUGUGCGCGGCGCUCGGGCUGCCAGAGUGGGAGGGGAUGAGGGGAUCCCACCCGCGUCCUCGCCGCCACUGA